UCCCACUUCAAACGUCGACGAGCGGCCUUUCACCUGCCCGGUCACUCCACACUGAUACUUGCGCAAUGAUGGCCAUAUCUAGGCCGUGAAUGGACUCCGAAACAUGGUGGCCGUGCCCAAGCCUCUCUGCGAACGCCCUCUUCCGUGCUCAAGUUUCCAAGGCGACCUGCUAUGGACAACGACGACCUGCUCCCGGCGCCGCUCGUGCCUCCGGUCGUGGAUGAGGCCGAGCUGAUAGGUCUCCCCGGCACAGAAACGCCUGCUUUUGAAGAAGAACCGGCCGAAGAGCUUGACCCUCCCCUCGAUACCGCUGAGCAGCAAGGCCUCUUGCUCGACGAGAGCGCCGACGGCCCGUCUGGACAAGAUGGAGCAAGCUGCGCGCUGCCACUACGCCCUGGGCUUCGAAGGGAUAACUCGGUCCCUACACCAGCGCCACUUCAUCUGCCUCCGCCCGCACCGCCUGCGCCGCCCCCAGAUGCUAACCAGCCGACCGAUUCCCUCUCGCUGAUGCAGCUGCGAAACCUCGUCAAAGACCUGCCCAGAGUCGAGCCUACCCCAUACGCCUUCACAUACGAGGACGCUUCGUCGUUCGAAGAUGAGUUGGAGGAGUGGUUCUCGUAUAGUGUGGAGGAACAGGCUAUGCUGUUGAAGGCUCAGGCAUCGUUUGGUCAGGAGUGGGGCACGUUUAACGGCAUCAACAAUACCACAUACGAAGACGGCGGACUGGAUUGGACGACGGCAACGCAUCAACAGCAGACCAAGUUCGUGCAGUACCUCCUCAGCGUGAUCAAGCAGCCAGAUCCCGUCUCCAGACUGAAAAAGCUCGAGGCCCUUGUAUACAUUCUUCUCGGAUGUUGGUAUGAGAGUGCCGGUCUUACUCCAGGAUCGAAUGACGACGCCGCAUCCCAGCAAAGCUCGCCCAUAGAGAAGGCUCCUUCUCGCGGAGCGUAUGAUAAAUCCGCACAGCAAAUUUUGUUGAUUCGACAGAAUGUCUGUCUGCUCGCCGAAACAGGCGGUCUCCAAACGUUGGUCGAUGAGCUUCGCUCCUCCUGUCUCAGGGCUUGCGGUGUCGACGUGGCGCCCAACGCUCCGCGCGAUGGCAAGGAGGCUGAGCGCCGCGAGGUGUGGUGUGCCAUGACCGCAGUUUACGUCGUCCUUGAAGUAGCACGUAUCGAGGAAAAGGAGAACGGCGAUUUGAGCAUCAGAAGCGCCAUAUUGGCUCUUCAUGAGCCUGGUCUUUUGAUGCUGCUAGUUGAGGUUAUUUCAAAGCUGCGAUGGGACGAUUCUAUAAACCUCCCGCUUUCCAAAGUCUGCUUGCUUACUUGGAAGACCACCCUCGUCGUUUUCGGUGGCCUGGUCGAGGUUGAGAAGGCAAAAGACUCCUUCAACAAAGGCAAGGGCCUCAAAUCUGCUGAUGCAAGAGGUCAACCUCUCAUAACAGCAUCGCCGUUGGAUUACCAUUUGUUCCGACAGGAAAUCCUGUCUAAAUAUCCUGCGUAUAAUCCUCCGCCUCCUCUAUUCCCUUUGGAGCCUGAGAACAACUCUAUUCUCCCGCCACUCAAGAACCAUCCGAGCAAGGCUGCUGGAAACCAUGUCUUUGGUUCCGGUCUUGGUGACAUGAGCGGCAACAACACUUCGAUUCUUCACCAACCUGUGCACAUAGCGACCCCUGCGCCAUCACCUCCGCCAUCUCCCGCAGGUCCUGGCGGAAAGGGUGGCAAGAAGCAGAAUUACCAGACAAACCAAAUGUUCCCGUUCCUGUAUCCACCACUAGAUGAAUCUAGCAAUAAGCUCGGCGGAAAGGGCUCGACUGACCUGCAAGAUUUGCUCGUCGGCCGGAAAUGGGAAGGACCGGACAUUCCCACUUCGAUUCUGGAGGCAGCCGAGCUCUUUGCGAAGCGCAUGAGGGCGACGCGUGCCAUGAAGCAAUUGUGGGAAGAGCGUGUGCAGUUCAUGAAAUAUGAACGAGGCUGGUCCGGCGCGGAUGAGAACACGGGUGUCGACGAGCUAUCCCUGGAACACAAGGUAGGAGAUGCUCAGAAGGAGCCGCCUGAGUCCGGGAGUACUGAGGAGAGAAUGGCCUUGGUGGAGAAAUUCUAUCGGCUAGCUUUGCCAGAUCUUCAAUCCGUUAUAAUUGUUCUCAUCAAGGCUAUUCUGUCCCAUGUCACCGCUCUGGUCACGCAAGCGAAUGGGCCGAACAGUCUUCAGAGUGGUUUCCAGUUCCAAGACAACCAGAACGGGACAGGAAGGCCCGAAACAAACGGAGUCAACGGUCACAGCGGCACUGUAGCCACGAAUGAAGAGGUAGAUGCGAUGCGGACGCAGGAGGUGCUUGAUAAGGCCGUGUCUGGCAUCCUGAUAUUGAUUCUGAAAUGGUUCAAGGUUUCCCACAUCUUAAAAUACGAGUACAUCACACAGCUUCUCGUGGAUUCCAGCUACGUGCCGCUGAUUUUGAAGCUCUUGCAGCUGCAAGAGAUUGAGAAAGUGGUCAAUUUCAAGUGCGAGCAAGAAGAGCUUAAUUUCUUCUAUUUCUGUCGAUCCCAUUCUAGGAUUGGAGUCGAUGAGGAAAAGCCUGUGGACAAGCCUGAAGUUGACUCUGACUCGGAUGACGCCGUCCCUCCGCCGAUCCGGAUGCAUCGUGAUGAAAAUCCGAACCCCGAGUCGGAGGUAGAGCAAUCACCUCUCCCGGCCGUGCCGCAGCCACCAGAGGUUGACGAGCUGGGCUUUCCGACAAGCGAGCUUCCCAAAGAGCCGAUAACGAACUUCUCAUGGCGCGCUUUCUUUACGUCCAUCAACUACCUACGGAUCAUGCAGAAAAUCUGCAAGAACAAGGCACACCGAAAUCUUAUGCUUGUAUCGUACAAGUCAUCGCAGUUCCUCCGGAAGAGCCUCAAGGUGCCGCAACCUGACCUAAGACUCUACACGCUGAAGCUCUUCAAGAACCAGGUUCCUUACUGUGGGAGAAAGUGGCGCCAGUCCAACAUGCGCGUCAUCACCGCCGUCUACCUACACUGCAGGCCGGAGCUUCGAGACGACUGGCUCGCAGGCAGCGAUGUUGACGCUGAAGUCGACGAGAGCGUUCCUCUCGAGCAAGCGCUACGAGCCUUGACGCAUUGGCACAACUUGAAGAGAUACCCCGAAGGCAUGGGCGCGAAGAGCGGUGUCCUGGAAGAAGAGCAGGAUUUCUUCAAGCGAGAGCUGGAGAAAUUUGAUUGGCCAGACGAAUCUGUGAAUGAUCCUGACAUGGAGCCGAUGUCUAUUGAAAGUUGGUGAUGGGCGAUCAUUUUGAGCUUCGCUUCAAUCGGACUGGGAAAGUAGAUGUUGACAACCCGCCAGGGCAAGUCCUCCCCCGACCGCAUACACA
Molecule: messenger RNA, 3364 nt
Organism: Trematosphaeria pertusa
Lineage: Eukaryota; Fungi; Ascomycota; Dothideomycetes; Pleosporales; Trematosphaeriaceae
Product: N1221-domain-containing protein
Exons: 4
Coding region: 172-3273 (1033 amino acids)
Biological process (GO): cytoskeleton organization
Cellular component (GO): cytosol
Source: RefSeq, a predicted model, not a curated record